CGGAGAAUUGCUCACGUGACCGAGAUCUCACAUGACGUAGGAGCUCACGUGAUCAAUCGCUUACGUGAGCAGAAGUUCUGGUCGUCGUCUUGUCGUCUCGCUAUUGCCGUUUGAGGAAAAAAGGAGGAAAAUUAGCCGGUAUCUCUAGAGCCACACUGAAAUUGCAUUGAGCUCACUUGCCACCAAGAGCCCAAGAGUCAUCAUGAUGCUGAGCACAGAAGGAAGGGAGGGGUUCGUGGUGAAGGUCAGGGGUCUACCCUGGUCCUGCUCAGCUGAUGAAGUGAUGCGCUUCUUCUCCGAUUGCAAAAUCCAAAAUGGUACAUCAGGAAUUCGUUUCAUCUAUACCAGAGAAGGCAGACCAAGUGGUGAAGCUUUUGUCGAACUUGAAUCUGAAGAUGAAGUGAAACUGGCUUUGAAGAAGGACAGAGAAACAAUGGGACACAGAUAUGUUGAAGUAUUCAAGUCCAACAGUGUUGAAAUGGAUUGGGUGUUGAAGCAUACUGGUCCGAAUAGUCCAGAUACUGCCAACGAUGGUUUCGUCCGCCUUAGAGGACUCCCAUUUGGCUGUAGCAAGGAAGAAAUUGUUCAGUUCUUUUCAGGGUUGGAAAUUGUGCCAAAUGGGAUGACACUGCCGGUGGACUUUCAGGGGAGGAGCACAGGGGAGGCUUUUGUGCAGUUUGCUUCCCAGGAGAUAGCUGAAAAGGCCUUAAAGAAACACAAAGAAAGAAUAGGGCACAGGUACAUCGAAAUCUUCAAGAGUAGCCGAGCUGAAGUUAGAACCCACUAUGAUCCCCCUCGAAAGCUCAUGGCUAUGCAGAGGCCAGGUCCCUAUGAUAGGCCAGGGACUGGCAGAGGCUAUAACAGCAUUGGUAGAGGGACUGGGUUUGAAAGGAUGAGACGGGGUGCCUAUGGUGGAGGGUAUGGAGGCUAUGAUGACUACGGUGGUUAUAAUGAUGGGUAUGGCUUUGGGUCUGAUAGAUUUGGAAGAGACCUUAAUUACUGCUUUUCAGGAAUGUCUGACCAUAGAUAUGGAGAUGGUGGGUCCAGUUUCCAGAGCACCACAGGGCACUGUGUACACAUGAGGGGAUUACCUUACAGAGCUACUGAGAAUGAUAUUUACAAUUUUUUCUCUCCUCUUAAUCCCAUGAGAGUACACAUUGAAAUUGGACCCGAUGGCAGAGUUACUGGUGAGGCAGAUGUUGAAUUCGCUACCCAUGAAGAUGCUGUGGCAGCUAUGGCAAAAGACAAAGCUAAUAUGCAACAUAGAUAUGUGGAGCUCUUCCUGAAUUCUACUGCAGGAACGAGUGGAGGAGCUUAUGAUCACAGCUAUGUAGAGCUCUUCCUGAACUCUACAGCAGGGGCCAGUGGUGGCGCUUAUGGAAGCCAAAUGAUGGGAGGGAUGGGCUUGUCCAACCAGUCUAGUUACGGGGGUCCUGCUAGCCAGCAGCUGAGUGGUGGUUAUGGAGGUGGUUACGGUGGUCAGAGCAGUAUGAGUGGAUACGACCAAGUUCUGCAGGAAAACUCCAGUGACUAUCAGUCCAACCUUGCUUAAUCUACCAGAGCAGUUAGGAAUACUAAGCAGCUACUAUAGAAGGGAAAGCUAUGCAUUGAGGGAAGAAUAGAGUGAGAGGAUGUCUAGUAUAUCCUGUAUGCUCAGUAAAUGGGAAAUAAAAUACAACUGAUUUGAUCAUUCUUGGUCAGCUUUCUCUUUCAUUCUUUUUCUUUUUUUUAUUUUAAGAAAAAAAAUUGUUUAACAGUUUUGCAUUACAGGCUUGUGAUUCAAUGCUUACUGUAAAGUGGAAGUCAAGAUUGUUUUAAAACUUCAAGCUCAGUAAUUUUGACCAUUGAAAAACAUUCAUUUAGGGUGAAAUAACAAAAUUCAGUAUUGACCAUAACUGUUUCAACAGCUUUCAGCUUUCCUCAAGUUAGUUAUGUUGUAGGAUUGUACCUAAGCAGUAAGCGUAUUUAGGUUAAAGCAGUUUCACUUAUGUUACAUGUUGCUCUUAUACCACAGUACACUGAAAACAUUGGAUGCAUGUUGACAAACAUGCUUUUCUGUAAAACUCAAAUAUAGGAGCUGUGUCUAUGAUUCAAAAUGACAACAUUUGGCAUGUUCUAGCUUUUUGGUUUAAUAUCCUGUAAGGCAUAUGAGUGUACACUUUCUUUUUUUUUUAAGAUCCAAGACAAUUUUGAGAUGUAUUACCAAUACUUUAGGACUUUGGUUGUGUCAUUUGUAUAAAACAAGGCUUUGAUUUAGAUCUUCUCCUUGUAUUGUGAUUUUCAUUAGAUGUACUGUACUAAGUGAAACUUGUUAAAUAAAUUUUCCUUUUAAAAACUA
Molecule: messenger RNA, 2338 nt
Organism: Erinaceus europaeus (western European hedgehog)
Lineage: Eukaryota; Metazoa; Chordata; Mammalia; Eulipotyphla; Erinaceidae
Gene: HNRNPH2
Product: heterogeneous nuclear ribonucleoprotein H2
Exons: 2
Coding region: 203-1552 (449 amino acids)
Biological process (GO): regulation of RNA splicing
Cellular component (GO): nucleoplasm; ribonucleoprotein complex
Molecular function (GO): RNA binding
Source: RefSeq, a predicted model, not a curated record